AAAAUUGUAGGAUAACUCGUGGCUCUAAUUCCCCAUAGCAAAAUCUCUAUUUUGUAUUUUUCUCUUUUAAAAAAAAACUGUUCCCAAUUCGUUUAGUUUUUUAUUACCCCUUUGUCCUUUUUGCUCCAACGAUUCGCCAAUUGGAAUCAUUCUCCAUUUUCAAAAUUUUUACAAAAUGUCCCAUUCUCGAUUGCCCUUACCUCCGGCUGCAUUUGGGGUCGCGGUUAGGGUUUUCUAUAACUGAACAAUUGCGCGGUUUCCACCCCAAAAACGGUGAGCACAUUGAUGCGCGCGGGAAGAAAUUAGUGGAAAAAUCUAGCUUUUUCAUUCCAAAUUAGCCUAAUUUGGCUUACUGAUUUCAGGAAUGGAUGCAAUUUACUGGAAUACCAUCCUUGAACAGAAAAGAUCCAUCUUUUUCCGUUCAAUAGGAUUAUUCCAUUGAUGAAUUGGUAGAGCUAGCAUUUUUUUUUUUGAGGAGAAAGUAGGGUUAUGAUUCAGCAAAAAGGAAACAUUUGUUAGAAAUUUUGUUCUUGCAAGAAUGAGUUCGCAUUUAGCAACCCGAAGCUCGCUCGAGGAAAUGCUGGAGGUGCUCCGGCAAAGGGAUACAAAGCCAAAGGAGAAGCUGCUACCUGGAUUACCCUCUCGGCCAGCCGGUAGAGGUCGUCUUCCUUCUCAAAAGAGGACACUGCCGGUUAGUUUCGAGGUCAAAGAUACAGAAGAGGAUAGAGCUUUGAAGAUAUAUCAAGAAAUGGUACUAAGAAGUAGCAUAUUUGGAAGCAGGAGAGUUGGGAUCUUGGAGCAAGAGGAAGAAUCUCCUUAUGGUAAAAGGCCAGAGAUAAUAAACUAUGGAGGGAGGUGGGAAUGCGUUCAUGGGUUGGAUUCUACAAUGUUGGAUGAGAAGUUUAGUUGGGGGAAGAUGGCGGAUAAUUUGGUAACGAAGAAAUUCCGUGUGUGGUGUAAGCUUCCAGAUGGCAGAUGGAAGCUGGGGACUGUAAAAUCUGUCAAAGGGGAGGAUGUUAAUAUUUUACUUACUGAUGGCAAGGUUUUGCUCGUCUCCAUUGAAAAUGUCUUGCCGGCAAAUCCAGAUAUUUGUGAUGAUGUGGAUGAUCUAGUACAGCUUGGUUACAUAAACGAACCUUCUGUUCUCCACAGUCUAAAACACAGAUAUUCCCGUGAUAUGAUUUAUACAAAAGCUGGUGAGAUUUUAGUUGCAAUUAACCCCUUCCGGAAGGUGCCUCUUUAUGGAAACAGCUCCAUUGCAGCUUAUAAUGAAAAAUCUAUCACCACGUCACAUGUAUAUGCAGUAGCUGAUUCUGCAUUCAGAAAAAUGAUGAAAGAUGGAGCAAACCAGUCGAUUAUUAUCAGUGGUGAAAGCGGAUCGGGGAAAACCGAAACUGCAAAAAUUGCAAUGCAGUUCUUGGCUGCUCUUGGGGGUGGCAGUGGAAUAGAGCGUGAAGUACUGCAGAGUAAUAUUAUUUUGGAAGCAUUUGGAAAUGCAAAAACUUCAAUAAAUGAUAACUCUAGCCGAUUCGGGAAGCUCAUUGAAAUACAGUUUCUGGGUGGAAAAUUUUGUGGUUCUAGGAUUCAGACCUUUUUGCUGGAAAAGUCAAGGGUAGUUGGGAGAGCCAAAGGGGAACGAUCAUAUCAUGUUUUCUAUCAGCUUUGUGCAGGAGCUCCUGCCCUACUUAAAGAGAAACUGAAUCUGAAAGCAGCCCAUGAGUAUCAAUAUUUGAAGCAGAGUGAAUGUGUGAUAACCGACAACAUAGAUGAUGCUAAAAGAUUUCAUGAGCUGAUGGAAGCCUUGAACAUUAUCCAAAUAAGCAAUGAAAAGCAACAUAAUGCCUUUGCGAUGCUUGCAGCAGUGUUAUGGCUUGGUAACAUUGAAUUUUUAGUGAUUGACAAUGAGGACCAUGUGGAAGUAAUCUCAAAUGAAGGUGUAACUAGUGCAGCAAAAUUGUUGGGUUGCAGAGUUCCUGAAUUGAUGCUAACCUUAUCAACACGCAGAAUUCAAGCAGGCAGUGAUGAAGUUGUUCAAAGACUAACACUUUCGCAGGCAAUUGACACUAGAGAUGCAUUGGCAAGAUCAAUUUAUGCUAGCUUGUUUGACUGGCUUGUUGAGCAAAUCAACAAGUCACUUGAAGUAGGAAAGCUAUUUACUGGAAGAUCCAUAAAUAUUCUUGACAUAUAUGGGUUUGAAUCUCUAGAUAAGAACAACUUUGAGCAAUUAUGUAUAAAUUAUGCGAAUGAGAGACUGCAGCAGCACUUCAAUCGACAUCUUUUCAAACUUGAACAGGAGGAAUAUAUACAAGAUGGAAUUGAUUGGACAUAUAUUGAAUAUGUGGACAACACACAUUGUUUAAAUCUCUUUGAGAAGCCACUGGGAUUGUUCGCUUUAUUGGAUGAGGAGUCUGCUUCGCCCAAAGGAAUUGAUUUGACUUUUGAAUACAGGCUUAAACAGCACUUGAAUAGUAGCCCUUGUUUUAAUGGUGACACAGAAGGUGCUUUUGAAGUUUGUCACUAUGCUGGAGCGGUUUUAUAUGACAUACAUGGCUUCUUGGAAAAGAACAGAGAUCCACUAUCCUCAGAAUGUAUCCAGCUACUGUUAUCAUGUGAUUGCCAGCUUUCCCAGUUAUUUGCUGCUCGUAUGCUUAGUCGAUCUCAUAAUCAAGUUGGUUCCUCUAGGAGAGCAAGUAGUAUUUAUUCACAGAAGCAGAGCGUUGCAACAAAGUUUAAGGGUCAGCUGUUUACUCUUAUGAAGCAACUAGAGAACACUACACCUCACUUCAUACAAUGCAUUAUGCCAAACUAUAACAAGCUUCCUGGCGUAUAUGAGGAUAAACUUGUGUUACAACAGCUCAGAUGCUGUGGUGUUCUUCAGGCUGCAAGGAUAUCAAGGCUAGGCUAUCAAACUCGGAUGACACAUUAUCAGUUUGCUGAGAGAUAUGGCUUUCUCCUUCUGAAGAAUGUUGCAUCUGAGGAUCCACUCUUUGUUGCACUUGCUGUUCUACGGAAAUUCAGUAUUCCUCCUGAAAUGUAUCAAGUUGGUUACACAAAGUUGUUUUUCCGCAGAGGACAGAUUGUUUUACUGGAAAACAUCAGAAGCCAUACAAUGCAAAGAAUUCUUUGGGUUCAGAAAUCCCUUCGUAGUCUUCAAGGUCACCGGCAUUUUCAAGAGGUUAAGAAAGGAGCUAUUACGCUUCAAUCAUUUAUCCGUGGUUCAUUGGUGAGAAAAAACUUAAAAGGUUCAAAGACAUAUUAUAAAAUAGUUACUCGAGAGGCAGUCCAAAAUCAAGCAAACAAGGGGGAUACUGACAAGGUGAAUGUUCAGACUGGGGCUUCAGCAUUGGUGGAACUUGAGAUGCAGGUUUUAAAGGCAGGACUUGCACUGAGACAAAAGGAGGAGGAAAAUGUUCUUUUGAAAAAGCAACUUAUGGAGUAUGAGAUGAAAUGUUUAGACAAUGAGGCAGCAAUGAAGUCUAUGCAGGAGUCAUGGCAGAAACAAGUAAUAUCUUUGCAGGCAGUAAAGAACACUCACCAACCUGGACCAAAUGGUGGAAUAGGAAAAAACUCUGACAGCAUACAGAAUACUGUUGGUCCCUUGGUAAGAGAGUUUGAGCAUAGAAAACAGGAUUUUGAGGAUGAAGCUCAAGUAAUUAUCGAGGCAAAGCUACCAUGCUCGAGUAAAAACCCUGAGGAAGAGCUCCGGAAGUUGAAAUCUCGGUUUCUUAAAUGGAAAAAGGUUUACAAUGGUCAGCUAAAAGAUGCAAAGAAAGGAAUUCGUAAGCUUGUGGUCUCAGAUAGGAAGAAGGCGGUCUCAGACAAGAAGAGGACUCGUAGAAAAUGGUGGAAAUUGCGAUGGUGCUUGACAAAAUAGGAUACAAUUAAGAUAUCUGAUAAACUACUUAACCAAUUUAUGCAUUGUAUUUUUCUUUCUUUCUCCAUGAUAUUGUUUUAUGUGCAUAAGUGUGUUAUUUGCACGUUUGGGUGGUGCUUUGGGUGUGUGCAUGAUGGGUGGUGCUUUGGGUGUGUGCAUGAUUGUAAGUUGUAUAAAGUAUAUACACUUGAUGUAGAAAACUUUUGAGAUGUUACUUUCAUGAAUGUAAUCUCUCUCUUUUUCUG
Molecule: messenger RNA, 4119 nt
Organism: Asparagus officinalis (garden asparagus)
Lineage: Eukaryota; Viridiplantae; Streptophyta; Magnoliopsida; Asparagales; Asparagaceae
Product: myosin-2-like
Exons: 23
Coding region: 539-3874 (1111 amino acids)
Biological process (GO): vesicle transport along actin filament; actin filament organization
Cellular component (GO): actin cytoskeleton; cytoplasm; vesicle
Molecular function (GO): ATP binding; ATP hydrolysis activity; actin filament binding
Source: RefSeq, a predicted model, not a curated record